This is a messenger RNA of Mytilinidion resinicola, 330 nucleotides long. RefSeq lists its product as uncharacterized. The record is from RefSeq and is a predicted model, not a curated record. Bases 113 to 292 code for a protein of 59 amino acids. Gene Ontology annotation, molecular function: oxidoreductase activity, acting on the aldehyde or oxo group of donors, NAD or NADP as acceptor. NCBI's taxonomy places the organism in Eukaryota, Fungi, Ascomycota, Dothideomycetes, Mytilinidiales, Mytilinidiaceae. The transcript has a single exon.
GCACUAGCUUCUCACCUCAAAAUCCGAAAAAUCUGCUUCACGGGUAGUGUCGCGACCCGCAAGAACGUACAGAUCGCCGGAACUCGAACUUGGUGGCAAAAGUCCCGUGCUAAUGUUCCCGGACGCAGAACUCGACCAUGCGGCGCAGUCGGGCGCGAGCUUCAUAGCGCUGAGUGGGCAGGGCUGUGUAUUAGGCACACGGAUUUAUGUGCAUGAGGAUAUAGCGGAGGCCUAUCUUGGGAGGACUCAAAACGGUGCCCUUAUUCUCUUUCCGUCGUCGCUCGCGCUUUGAAGCGGAUCGCCGAGAUCAGUCUGCCGCUGACAGAUAAC